UGAGCACAUUCCUCUGUGAAGUUUAUAAUUGAGAUGUGUAGACACUAAGCUCAUAAAGAAUCAGGGCUAAGACUAUGAUGGGUCAUAUGCAAGCUGAUGCUGAGGAAGCCCACCCUAAGAAUGGAGAAUGGAGCAUUCUGCAGAGAGCAGAGGCAGCUGUGGAUCCAGGAGAGCAGGAGACCCAGGAGAUUUCCAGAAGCACGAGAGUAACUGAACUGGAGAGCUCAUUAGAGAGAAGACUCCUACUGCUUAGAGAACAGAGAUUUCAAGGAAGGAUUCAGGCUGGUGUCUUGAUAACAAAGAUGGAGAAAAAGGAAAGCAUUCCAGAUAACUUUCAAAAGAAACUCAAACAUUUGGAAAUUAUUUUCACUACCAAGAAAGCAAGUUGAGAAAAAUAGUUAUUUCCAAGGUCUCCAGAAUCUGAAGCUCUGCUCCUGAAUUUACAAAAUGU
This is a messenger RNA of Symphalangus syndactylus (siamang), 451 nucleotides long. RefSeq lists its product as uncharacterized. Lineage: Eukaryota; Metazoa; Chordata; Mammalia; Primates; Hylobatidae. The record is from RefSeq and is a predicted model, not a curated record.